CUUUAGAAAAUGUAGUCGUCUCGAUCUUCGUCCCACAUGGACUCGUGUCGCUGUUGGAAAUGUUGAGUCGCAGGCCCGACGGCGGGAGAUAAGGAGAUGAGAUCGGCAACACUCGCAGAUAAACGGUUCACAUUAGAGGAAUGAGGCAUGCGGAUCCGACGAUCUCCGGUACACAUUCGUGUGUUGAUAUUUUCUGUAGGACUGGUUACUCUGACAGCAUGGCGAAUGUUUUGGCUGUCAGGUUCCCCCAAGCUCCCGGAGGAAGGCUUGGAGGGGGCCGAGGGGAUUCCCCCGGACCCUGACAGCGUUUGGCAGACCCAAGUGUUGUCACGGCACCUGUUGACGACCCUGCCCAACUGCACACCACGAGCAGUGGAACAGUUUCCCAAGGGAUUCUUCACACAGCAACAGCGCCAACAAGGAGCCAUAGCUGUCCAUAUCCUCAUAUGUGUAUACAUGUUCCUGGCCCUGGCCAUUGUGUGUGAUUACUAUUUUGUGCCUUCCUUGGAAAUUCUCUGUGAUCAUCUAAACCUGCAAUCUGAUGUAGCUGGUGCAACCUUCAUGGCAGCUGGGAGUUCCGCUCCUGAGCUAGCUACAGCUGUAAUAGGGGUCUUCAUAGCCAAGGAUGAUGUGGGAUUGGGGACAGUGGUAGGUUCGGCCAUCUACAACGUCAUGUUUGUCAUCAGUAUCUGCGGACUCUUUGCGGGCACGGUGGUGCACCUGCACUGGUGGCCGAUGGUGCGAGACUGCAUGUGCUACCUGCUCAGUGUGCUGGCGCUGGUUCUGGUCAUCAUGGACGAAACGGUCAAGUGGUACGAGGCCGUCUGUCUGUGCUGUCUGUAUCUCUUCUACAUCCUCCUCAUGUACUUCAACCUGAGACUGGAGCGCUGGCUAGUCCCAGCCUGCUCGGGCUGUUGUCCAGCUAAGUCCGUCGGAGAGGAGGAUGUUCUUUACGACAGAAUCAAAUCAAAUGGUGCUAUCUCGGAAGGAGAAUUAAAUCACUGCCCCGAGUCGAUGCAAAUGCUCCCUCUUACCUCUGACUGUGAAUCAGAUGACGGUUCGUACACAGAUACCAACACCUUUGUGAAGCGGGCACCUCCAUCUGCAUCUCCACACAGGGAAGAGGAUGAGCCUGCGGGGUUGUGUGAAGUUCCAAGUGGACGCUGGAAGAAGCUGCUUUGGUUCGUCUCUCUACCGCUAUGUGCCAUAUUGUUCAUAUCUGUGCCCGACUGCCGAAAACAAGCAUGGAAAAAAUGGUUCCUGUUGACAUUUCUCAUGUCAUUAGUUUGGUUGUCUCUCUUGUCAUUUUUCAUGGUGUGGAUGAUAACAGUUAUAGGUUACACAGCUAAUAUUCCUGACAGUAUUAUGGGUCUGACCUUUGUUGCCUUUGGAGUGAGCCUCCCGGAUGUUGUGGCAUCGCUCAUAGUUGUUAGAGAAGGAUUAGGGGAUAUGGCUGUUUCUAAUGCAAUAGGAAGCAAUGUGUUUGACAUCCUUGUAUGCCUUGGAGUACCUUGGCUGCUGCAAACAGCAGUCCUCCGACCAGGGUCUGAGGUUCAGGUUUACAGUGCAGGCUUGACCUACUCCAGCCUGACCCUGCUGUCCACGGUCGGGUUCCUGCUGAUUGCUACACAUCUGAAUGGGUGGAAGCUGGACAAGAAGUACGGGGCAGUCCUGCUGGUGGUUUACGUGAUCUACACAGUGCUAGCCUCUAUGUAUGAACUCAAUAUAUUCGGCUAUUUCCAUCCUGUGGAGUGCCCCAGCAACUAUUAAAUGAUUAUGUGACUCAUAGUUAAAGGUUAAGUGUUUGCAUGUAUAUCUUUGAUACAAGUUAAGGAGGUGAUAUUAAACAUGUUCUUGUAAGAAAUAUCUGUGGUGUAAUGUGAGUCACAAGUAUGAGCCAAACUAUUGAAGCAAACAUAGAAUGGCAAAAAUCAAAAUGUUGAACAUGAUUGUAUCAAAUGGA
Molecule: messenger RNA, 1963 nt
Organism: Haliotis rubra (blacklip abalone)
Lineage: Eukaryota; Metazoa; Mollusca; Gastropoda; Lepetellida; Haliotidae
Product: probable sodium/potassium/calcium exchanger CG1090
Exons: 11
Coding region: 148-1770 (540 amino acids)
Biological process (GO): intracellular calcium ion homeostasis; calcium ion transmembrane transport
Cellular component (GO): membrane
Molecular function (GO): calcium, potassium:sodium antiporter activity; calcium channel activity
Source: RefSeq, a predicted model, not a curated record